AUGAAGGCCGAAAAGUUCGAAUUGUCGCCUCCCACGUUGAGGGAAUUGACUGCAGCACUGAAGGCUCCUCUCGCCGCCAAUUUCGAGCAUUCUAAUGUCGAGGUUGUGCAAUGUCCGGACCUCCGGCGAGCGCCCUUCCAUCUGGCCAUGCAAGGCUUGUCAGGGAACGAGAAGGCGGCAGAUGUUGGAGGUCAGCCUAACCUCUUUCCCACGCCAAUCAAGGAAAGCAUUUGGUCUUUGACGGACAUAGCGAAGGCCAUGGAGAUGAGUCCUGAGAAAGGCUCUCUACUCGGCGCUGGUGCUGGACCAUUUCAUCAAGUGGGCCAGAACUGUGAGUUGACUCCGAAUAUCAGCUGGCAACAAAGUUUUGAGAACGUGCACAACGGGAGCUACGUCGCAAAAAUCGAUCCAGAGGUCAUGGACGUUCGUGUGAUACCUUCUCCAUCGCUGAACUGCGCUCUGAUGAUCAACCUCUUUGGAUCUGCGGGCGAGCCUGGCGAGGUUAUCAAGGUUACAGCACGCAAGCGUAUCGGUAAACAGAAUAGCUUUACGGAAUGCAUCCGACGAGCACUUCAUGCAAGAUAUGGGGACACGCAGACAAUCAGUCUUGGUGGCGUAUUCUUGGUGAGAUCAGGAAAGAUACAUUACCACAUCAUGCCAGAUUUCCCUGCAGAUCUGCCCUUCAAAAACUUUACGCAUUUGAAUGAUUGGCUAGAGUAUCGAGAUUUCAGCAUACCAACUGUUUGUUGUUCAGUGCUCCACUCGGCAGAUCCGGACAAGAAGAUGGCUUUGCGCAUGGAGCAUACGCAUUGUUUCUCCCCGAACGGUCAACAUGCUGGCGGUCAUUAUCAUUUUGACGUUGACCCGGAGGGUGAGAUUGUUGAAUACGAAGGUUAUUUCACCACGGCAAAGGUUAUCUAUCGUCUCGGAAGACCUGCCGUAACUUUGGAGGGCGAUCUACACGAUGAGCUCCAUCAGUGA
Molecule: messenger RNA, 981 nt
Organism: Exophiala bonariae
Lineage: Eukaryota; Fungi; Ascomycota; Eurotiomycetes; Chaetothyriales; Herpotrichiellaceae
Exons: 1
Coding region: 1-981 (326 amino acids)
Cellular component (GO): nucleus
Molecular function (GO): hydrolase activity, acting on ester bonds; zinc ion binding
Source: RefSeq, a predicted model, not a curated record